UGUAAGCAUUUCAAGUUCCGCACAAGAGAGGAAGCAGGCAUGUCAGCUCUUUGUCCACCGCCGUCUCCUGCAGUUGCUAAAACAGAGAUCUCUUUGAACGGCGAGUCGCCUUUAUUAGCUGCCACUUUCGCUUACUGGGACAACAUUCUUGGCCCCCGAGUGCGACAUAUCUGGGCCCCAAAGACGGAGCAGGUGCUUCUCAGUGACGGUGAAAUCACUUUUCUUGCUAACCACACCCUGAACGGAGAAAUACUUCGGAACGCAGAAAGCGGUGCCAUAGAUGUGAAGUUCUUCGUCUUGGCAGAAAAAAGGGUGAUCAUUGUGUCAUUAAUCUUUGAUGGGAACUGGAACGGAGACCGAAGCACGUACGGACUGUCCAUUAUACUGCCACAAAGCGAACUUGGCUUCUACCUCCCGCUUCACAGAGUGUGCGUGGACAGGCUGACACACAUCAUAAGGAAGGGAAGAAUAUGGAUGCACAAGGAGAGGCAAGAACAUCUCCAGAAGAUUGUCUUGGAAGGCGCAGAGAGAGUGGAGGAUCAGGGCCAGAGCAUCAUUCCCAUGCUGACAGGAGAAGUAAUUCCUGUAAUGGAACUCCUUUCAUCUAUGAAAUCACACAGCGUUCCAGAAGAAAUAGAUAUAAGUGACACAGUGCUAAACGAUGAUGACAUUGGGGAUAGUUGUCACGAAGGCUUUCUCCUCAAUGCAAUUAGCUCACACCUGCAGACCUGCGGCUGUUCUGUCGUUGUAGGAAGCAGUGCAGAAAAAGUUAACAAGAUCGUGAGAACGUUGUGCCUGUUCCUCACACCAUCAGAGCGGAAGUGUUCCAGGCUCUGCAGAAGUGAGUCUUCCUUCAAAUAUGAGUCGGGACUUUUUGUUCAAGGUUUACUCAAAGACGCGACAGGAAGCUUCGUGUUGCCCUUCCGCCAGGUGAUGUAUGCUCCGUACCCGACCACGCACAUCGACGUGGAUGUCAACACGGUGAAGCAGAUGCCCCCGUGUCACGAGCACAUCUACAACCAGCGGCGGUACAUGAGGUCUGAGCUGACAGCGUUCUGGAGAGCUAAUUCAGAUGAGGAAAUGUCUCAAGACCGGAUUAUCUACACUGACGAGAGCUUCACACCUGACCUAAAUGUCUUUCAAGACAUCCUGCAUCGAGACACAUUAGUGAAAGCUUUCCUGGAUCAGAUCUUCCACCUGAAGCCUGGCUUGUCUCUAAGGAGAACCUUCCUGGCACAGUUUCUGCUCGUCCUUCACAGAAAAGCCUUAACUCUCAUAAAAUACAUCGAGGACGACACUCAGAAAGGGAAAAAACCUUUCAAGUCUCUUCGUAGCUUAAAGAUAGAUCUUGACCUGACCGCAGAGGGCGACCUCAACAUCGUCAUGGCUUUGGCGGAGAAGAUGAAGCCGGGUCUGCACUCCUUCAUCUUCAGCAGGCCCUUCUACACCAGCGUGCAGGAGCGGGACAUGCUCAUGACCUUCUGA
Molecule: messenger RNA, 1485 nt
Organism: Apaloderma vittatum (bar-tailed trogon)
Lineage: Eukaryota; Metazoa; Chordata; Aves; Trogoniformes; Trogonidae
Gene: C9orf72
Product: chromosome unknown open reading frame, human C9orf72
Exons: 10
Coding region: 40-1485 (481 amino acids)
Biological process (GO): autophagy; endocytosis
Cellular component (GO): autophagosome; endosome
Molecular function (GO): guanyl-nucleotide exchange factor activity
Source: RefSeq, a predicted model, not a curated record